Somion occarium is the source of this 892-nucleotide messenger RNA. The record is from the annotation of a GenBank genome assembly. Lineage: Eukaryota; Fungi; Basidiomycota; Agaricomycetes; Polyporales; Cerrenaceae.
GCUCAAGCUCGUCGUUGUCGUCGUCCGUCUCUCAGCUUCUGGUCUCUCAACCUCGUCUGUCCUCACACACGGAGCACUUUCACUCUCAUCGCCAACCUUUGGAUUCUCGGAUACUGUACUCAAGAUGGGGCAAUCACCUUCUCAGUUCAUGGAAGACAUGCAGAAGCGGUCCAACUUCAAUGUUAGCGAAUUGGAACGACUAAAGAAACGAUUCAUGAAACUGGAUAGUGAUGGUUCAGGAUCAAUAGACCGAGAAGAAUUCUUGCAAAUCCCUCAGAUCGCGAACAACCCACUGGCAUCGCGACUGAUAGCAAUCUUCGACGAAGACGGCGGAGGCACCGUAGAUUUCCAGGAAUUCGUGGGAGGACUGAGUGCAUUCAGUAGCCGAGGCGGGCGAGAAGAAAAACUACGAUUCGCAUUCAAAGUAUAUGACAUGGACAGGGACGGGUUCAUAUCUAACGGGGAGCUCUUUCUCGUACUGAAGAUGAUGGUGGGCAACAACCUGAAGGACGGUCAACUGCAACAGAUCGUGGACAAGACGAUCAUGGAGGCGGACAAGGAUGGAGAUGGCAAACUCUGCUUCGAAGAGUUUGUGAUGAUGGUCUCAAAUACGGACAUUGUUAAACAAAUGACACUCGAGGAUCUCUUCUAGUACUGCUAGUGUAUCUUUGCACUACUAUAUCAUACCCCGCAACACACACCUUGCCCUGGAGCUCUUUGCCAUGCUCUUACUCCAUGUUACGCCUGUCUGACGCUCUACAGCCUGGAAUUGCUUGUACUCGUCAUACCUUCCUUAUAUCGUUGUCUGUAAUUCCGUUGUAUACGUUCUCGUACUAGUCAUUAUACCUCGCAUCUGUAUCAAUGCAUUCCCGGCGGCUCAAUACCUUCACAA